AUGUCGACAGCAACAACGAAAGCAUUAUCGCUUCUCGUUCUUCUGUUCUUUGUGUCCCUCGUCCACGCAACAGAUCCAUGUCUGAUCAACUCCAUCUACCAAUUCGGAGACUCCAUAGCCGACACCGGGAACCUAAUCCGCAACGGUCCUACCGGAGCUUCAACUCCCGCUCCUCAACCCAUACCUCAACGUAAACACCACGCAACCGUCUUCUUCAGUAACGGAGUUAACUUCGCCGUCGCCGGAAGCACCGCCUUAAACAGCUCUUUCUUCACCUCAAGAAACCUCCACGUACCGGCAACGAACACUCCUCUCUCAACUCAGCUCUCUUGGUUCAAGUCUCAUCUACGUUCCACGUGUCACAGCCCAUCUUGUUUGAAGCAGUCUCUCAUCAUGAUGGGUGAGAUAGGAGGAAACGACUACAACUACGGUUUCUUCCAAGGCAAGUCAACGGAAGAGAUCAGAAGCUACAUACCUCACGUGGUCGGAGCCAUCGCAGCCGCGGCUAGAGAAGUGAUCCGAGCCGGUGCGGUUAACGUGGUCGUACCGGGAAACUUCCCCAUCGGAUGUUUCCCGAUUUACUUGACGUCUUUCCCUGUGAACGAUCCAAAAGCUUACGACGACAAGGGAUGCUUGAUUCGUCUUAACGAGUUCGCCGUGGAUCACAACAACCAACUCCAAGAAGCUAUAUCUUCUUUGCAAAAGGAGUUUCCUGGUGUGGUUAUCGUCUACGGAGAUUACUACAACGCGUUUCAGUAUGUUCUGCGCGGUUCUGUGGGAUUCGACAAGAGUGUAGCUUUGAAGUCGUGUUGUGGUGUCGGUGGAGGUUAUAACUACGAUGGAAUGAGACAGUGCGGAGCUGUGGGAGUGCCGGUUUGUCAGAAUCCAGACAAGUUUAUAAGCUGGGACGGAGUGCAUUUGACUCAGAAGGCGUAUAGAUUCAUGUCUAAGUUCUUGAACUACAAGAUUCUUCCACAGUUAAAGUGUGGUGGAGCUUAA
This is a messenger RNA of Brassica oleracea var. oleracea, 999 nucleotides long. RefSeq names its product GDSL esterase/lipase At5g03980. Gene Ontology annotation, molecular function: hydrolase activity, acting on ester bonds. The record is from RefSeq and is a predicted model, not a curated record. NCBI's taxonomy places the organism in Eukaryota, Viridiplantae, Streptophyta, Magnoliopsida, Brassicales, Brassicaceae.